AUGAAAGCUACACUUCAAACGUUACUACCAACAGGAUUACUAAAAUCAACAAAUACUGAUGAUAAAAAGAUUGACUAUCCAUAUUCUUCAGAAAUUAUGCGUUUAAAAAGUGUACUAUAUGAAGCCAGUAAUUGUGGAUGGACUAAUAAGUAUUUGAUAUUACUUCGUGGUCUUCCAGGCAGUGGGAAAUCAACUCUAGCCAGAUUUUUAGUUGAAAAGCUUACUGGAAAUGUUGUCAUUGCUUCCGAGGAUGAUUACUUCAUCGAUGCAAUUGAUCAUGUGUAUAAACGUGACAACAGAAAGUUGAAUGACGCUAUCGCGGCUUGUAAACAAAAAGUUUGGUCAUCUAUGCACUCUGGUGUUCUGGUAAUUAUUGUCGACAAUUGUAAUUUAACACAGUUGGAAAUGGAUCCAUAUAUUCGUGAAGGUGUAAGAAAUGGCUAUUCAAUACACCUAGUAGAAACUAACACUCCAUGGCGUUAUAAUUCAAAAAAGUUAAUAAAGCUAACACAUAAUGGGUAUAAUUUACAAGAAAUUGAUUCUAUGCUUGAAAAAUUUGAUCGAACAUUGAAUAUCGAAGAGAUAGUGUCAUCAGUGAAAAGUCUUUACCCUUCACUUCGUCGUCCACUACCAUCACCAUCAAUGAUGAAUAAGAUGAAUAGUCAGGCUGAAGUCAUUCCAACAGCUCCACCUAUCAUGUGUAGCAGUAGUUCUGCUGUUGCCAAUAACAACACAUCUAUAUUUACAUCUACAAGUUUAAUAACCAAUAUGAACUUGUAUCAACCUGUUGAUAAUUAUUGCCAUGGUGAUAAUAAUGAUAAUCAAUUACCAAUUAAUAAUAAUGAUGAUGAUAGUGAAAAUAAUUUGGCGGAGAACAACAGUUUUAAUGCUGAGACUACGACAACCACUCUUGAGGAAUAUGAUCAAAGUGAGCACUGGCUCACUCCUACAGGGAGUAUAGAAGCGUUGAGCAUAAAUCACACAGAUUCAGUGGAAUCAUGUCAACAAGGCCAUGUUGACUAUCCGACGAGUUCAUUAGUCAAAGAGACGAACUCUUCGUCACAACAACAACAACUACAACAUGAAAAAGAGGAAGAACAACCACAACCAUCAACAUCUUAUGGUAAACUUGGUGAAUUAAUGUGUAUUUUUCCUAAUCUGAAAUCAGACAUACUAGCAGAAUUUUUAUCUCUUGCACACGAUGAUGUUUCAUGGGCAACAACAUUAAUCCUGGAUAAUCGUACCUCCGAAAGAAUCAAUCAACGUGAAGCAGGUGAAACAAAUCAAUGUAUAGUAGUAGAAAGUAAAAUAUCCUCUGAUGAACACUUGUCAUUCACGUGUCCAUCAACAUCUUCGCUACAUUCGACCACCACAGUCUGUUCUGCAUCCAGUACCAAUAACACGGCUACUGCUACUACUACUACUAUUACUACCACUACUAAUGAAGAAGCACAUUCCAUUCGACAAGAAGAUAAUCCUAUUGAUCUUUCGUUAGUUAGUAGCAGUAGUGAACCACUUUGUUGUCAAGAUGACAAUCAUUCGUCAACUUUUAAUCCUUAUGGUGGGAUUAAACUGUCAAGAGACUUUUUAAAAACUGCUCAUGAAGAAUAUGCCUUUAGUCUUGGAUUAUCUCAUGUUGAUCUGUCUCCUGAAGCUGUUCCCGACUUCCUUAUCAAUGAAUGGAUACCUGAGCCUAAUUUGACUAAGGAGAUUUAUAUGAGUAUUAUGCGACAUUUAGGCGUCCUAGUGAAUAAUAAUUCAACAGGCAAUAAUACACUGACGCCAACAUUUUUAUCAACAUCAAAUACACGAAAUAUAAAUGAAAUCAAGGCUAAGAAAACGGCUAAUAAGUCGAAAAUUCCUUCUUCAAGUUUCUUACAAAUUAUGCAUGAUGAAGAGGGUUUACUUCGAUCGGUUGAAGAUUUCCGUACGUCUUUAAAUACUCCAGUUAUACGUAUCAUAAUGGAUCGUCUAAUGUCAAAAUUUCCUGGGACACAAAAAAGUGUUAUUGAAGAAGCAUUCGUUCGAUGCGAAUUUGAUGAAACCAGAACUGAAAUCUACCUUUUAAGUUAUUAUAAAUCAUCUAGUGAAUUGACAGAGAAGACUAAUACUCCUUCUACUGCUGUUGCCGCAACCGCCACUACUAAUGUUGCCGACCUAUCGUCGACAAAUACAGUCAAUGGUUUAGCCAAUGAUUUCAGAGAUGUCAGUCUAAAUCCUACUACUAUUAAUACCACUUAUAAUAAUAAUAAUAAUCUAAAUGGAUUAUUGAUUGGCCAACACAAUAUUGAAGAAAAUUUAAGCCUACAAGAGAUACAAGAUGAAGAAGAGGCAUUGAACAGAUCGAUUGAAGAUCAAAAAGUCCGUCUUCAAACUCUGGCAAAUCAACUUUGUCUUAGUCGUCUGAAAGCACAAUUUCCUGGAAUUGAAAUCAAUUAUUUGGAGAAUCUUUUCAUACGUUUCGACUUAAAUGAACAAAAUCUUAUGGAUUAUUUUAUAAAACAAGGUUUUAUACCUCAACCAUUAAAUCCUUUUCUUGUGGAAACUGCUAACAAAUUCAAUGAAAAUGCUGAUACAGACAUGACAUAUUGUAGUCAAGAAUAUUCCUCUCAUGGUAAUGCAUUAUCGCCUAGUCAUCAAGUCAACAGCAUUAACUGUAGUACUAAUAAUAGUGAAUGGUUAAAUAUGCUCAAUAAAAGAAUUGAAAGUAUUCGACAAAAGAUUAUCCAUGCAAAAUGUGAUCUGUCUUAUGCUAAAGACAGUCGAGUUAAACAAUUCCGUGUAACAGAGCUUAGAUCACUGCAAAAUGAACUGUACUACUUCAAUCUACAAAAAGCUGAAUACUUAGUCGAUACUCGAUCAAUACUCUAUGAAACAGAAUUGCUUACAAAUGGAGAAAGGCCAAUCAGUGCAGCAUGUUUAGCCUUCGCUUAUCUUGAUCUGCACGGAUUAAAUAAAUCCUGUGCUCUAAGUGUGCUACAACAACGUUUAAGUUAUUUAAAAGAUAAAUUAAAUAGCACAAAGAAUACACAAAAUUCUACAAUAAAUGUACCAAAAUAUUUUACAGUGAUUACAGGACGUGCUGCUGGUUGUGAAAGUGAUCUUGUGUCAAUAGCACCAGUUCUUCGACCUGCUGUUAUACAAUAUCUUACAAAAAAUGGAUAUAAAUUUGAAGAGAACUUCAGAAUUGGUUCAGGUCAUUUUACAGUGAAUUUAAACAAUAAUCAUUCAAGGUUGAUUAGUUAG
Molecule: messenger RNA, 3246 nt
Organism: Trichobilharzia regenti
Lineage: Eukaryota; Metazoa; Platyhelminthes; Trematoda; Strigeidida; Schistosomatidae
Source: the annotation of a GenBank genome assembly